UACUGGAAUUAACACGAAAAUGAGGCGACGGCAAGAAGACCGUGGUGGGGUUGACCGCAACCCGCGAUUGGUGCAAGACUCAUACAUCCAAAGGUCGACUUUAAUUUCACUUCUCUUCCUUCUAACCAUUGGCCUCACCCUCAAGGUGAUAUUGAAUUGCCUUCACCAUGCCUCCAUCUGCGGCAAUGAAUUUACGCAAUUCCUUUGGCGAUCGGAAGAUCCCCGAUAUCUCGCGCAAGAUUACGGCAUGUGUCUUGUGUCGCAAACUCAAGGCGAGGACUACACGAUAAAAUGUCAUAUGACUGAUAAUAAGCCCCCUUGCAGCCGCUGUAAAGGGCGUGGGCUUGCGUGUUCUGUCAAUAAGAGCCUCCAAAUGCUCUUGGAGAAUGAUGCUUCAUGGAAGGAACAGAUGGAAGAUCGAAUGAGCAAGCUAGAACAGUCUAUCGAACAAAACACAACUCAGCCUUCUGCGGUUGCCUCGGGCAAUGCCGCUCUGCCGCAGCCACUUAGUUUCAACAGCGUCGAAACUGACAUUCCCGGCGGUUUAUCUAAUUCCUUACCUCUGGAGACACCUGAAAGAGUCACUUUGAAUCUGUCAUGCAGUCUUGGCGCAUUUCCAGCAUCGUCUAUCAUCAGUCUUACGCUGGGUGACAUUGGAGCAGCCCCAGGACGGAACCCCGACCCAGUUUCAUGCGGAUAUAUCUCACAGGAGAUAGCGGAGGAACUCUUCGUAUUCUUCAAGCAAAACUUGGACCCUUGCAUUCACAAUACCCUCGGCGAGAACGACUCUUUCAGUACCAUCCGUACACGCUCUCCGCUCUUCAUCACUGCAAUAUGCACAGUGUCUGCCUUUUGCACUGGCUCCGAUAAAUACAGUCCCUUACUAAAACAUUUCACAAACCAAGUCUCCGCGAAGUUAUUUUCGUGCAAUCAUACAUUCGACGACGUCCGCGCGCUGUGUAUUGGAGCUUUAUGGUUGAACGAAGUUUCCACCGCGCUGAACAGUUUAGCUGUUCGCAUUUCCACAGAGCUGGAUUUGCACAGGUGCAUCACAAAAAUGCCUCACACAAAACGAGCCUGCUAUGACCGUACCCGGUUAUACUGGCUGGUAUACCUCUGCGAUCAUCACUGCUCUCUCAUCCACGGAAGACCUCCCCUUACGCGAGACUUCUACUCAUUAAGAAGGCCACGAGAUUUUCUGCAAAGCUAUUUCACCAACGCUUCUGACUUAAGUCUAAUCAGCCAGGUCGAGCUGUGGUCCAUCAGCAGUCGUGUCUUUGACAUGUUCGGUGCGGAUAUUGAGUACAGUGCCGCUAGUCAGCGGUCGAAUGAACUGGCGCAGCUGAGUGCUGCCUACGAUAUAUGGUUGGAGGAAUGGCUUGCCAUGCUUUCCUUCACGAACGUACCGAGCACAUUUUCACGCCGUGUCUUCGAUCUUUAUUUGCAUUCCGCGAAAUUAUAUCUCUUCUCGCAUAUUUUUCGAGGCUCGUCGCAGGAUACAAAACUCUCCAGCUCUGGGUCCGAAUCUGAUACCGACGCGGACAAGUUUGCACACGGCGCGGCGAGAAGUGCUCUGGCAAUUAUCAGGUGCAUUGUGGAUGACAAUAAAUCAUCCUCGUGGCUGGGAAAAUUACCAACCUAUAUUGGGACCAUGGUGGCAUUUGCCUGUGUCUGCUUGGUAAAGAUAUCCGUCGAGCAAAGACCGUGGGCUCAGGACCUUCAAGCCGAGGGUAUUCCCAGUUACCUUCAGCGACUAGUUCAGGUCCUCCUCUCGUCGCCGGUUGUCAACCACCCCACACAUCCUCUACUGAGCAUUGCCAGGAGUCUGGAGACUGCCACUGCUGUCGCUGGGGGUGUAUAUGGCCAAGACUCUCUAGCCUCAAUCGAUAUGCGAGAUUUGGACCUUGAUCUGGGAUUUUUUGAUAUGUUUACCAGCGAUACGUUGAAUGGGUGUACUGAUAACCACGGUGCAUUUCCAGGGAUGUGA
Molecule: messenger RNA, 1987 nt
Organism: Penicillium psychrosexuale
Lineage: Eukaryota; Fungi; Ascomycota; Eurotiomycetes; Eurotiales; Aspergillaceae
Product: fungal specific transcription factor domain-containing protein
Exons: 4
Coding region: 20-1987 (655 amino acids)
Biological process (GO): regulation of DNA-templated transcription; DNA-templated transcription
Cellular component (GO): nucleus
Molecular function (GO): transcription cis-regulatory region binding; DNA-binding transcription factor activity, RNA polymerase II-specific; zinc ion binding
Source: RefSeq, a predicted model, not a curated record